Quercus robur (English oak) is the source of this 1236-nucleotide messenger RNA. RefSeq names its product probable glycosyltransferase At5g11130. NCBI's taxonomy places the organism in Eukaryota, Viridiplantae, Streptophyta, Magnoliopsida, Fagales, Fagaceae. Gene Ontology annotation, molecular function: glycosyltransferase activity. Bases 1 to 1236 code for a protein of 411 amino acids. The transcript has 4 exons. The record is from RefSeq and is a predicted model, not a curated record.
AUGGGUGACUGGAAUUACACCACCCUAUUCUUCAUGUACCCUUCUCUCUUUCUCAUCCUCUUGCAUGAAAUGAAUUAUUCUUGGAGAAUAGAAAAAGGACUGGCAAGAGCUAGAAGGGCGAUAAAGGAGGCAGCUCGAUCACGAAGCUAUAGAUCGAACACUGAGGAUGAGUUUGUUCCAAGAGGAUCCACCUACAUAAAUCCUUAUGCCUUUCAUCAGAGCCAUGCAGAGAUGUUGAAACGGUUCAAAGUAUGGCCAUACAAGGAAGGAGAGUUGCCCAUUUUUCACAGGGGGCCAAUGACCAACAUAUACUCAACUGAAGGGCAAUUCAUGGAUGAAUUGGAAAGUGGGGAGAGUCCUUUUUUAGCUAAGGACCCGAAUGAGGCCGCUGCAUUUUAUAUUCCCGUUAGUAUUACCAAUAUCAUUGAAUUCGUGUACAAGCCUCGCAUCAUAUAUACUAGUAAACCUCUACAAAAGGUUGUCAAGGACUACAUGGAAGUCAUAUCAAAGAAACACCCGUAUUGGAACAGAAGCGAUGGAGCUGACCAUUUUAUGGUUUCUUGUCAUGACUGGGGACCAAAAAUUUCAUUUGAUGACCGUAAGUUUUACAAACACUUCAUUAGAGUUCUAUGCAAUGCCAACACUACUGAAGGCUUCGAUCCGGCGAGAGAUGCCUCCUUACCUGAAGUUAAAAUUGCAUCUGAAAACCUGAAUCCUCCAAGCUUCAGCCAGCCCCUAAACAAUCGUUCAAUUUUAGCCUUUUUCGCCGGUCGCGAGCACGGGUUUGUAAGGAAAAUACUACUUAGGUACUGGAAAGACAAUGACCCAGAUAUCCAAGUGCAUGAGUAUCUCCCUAAAAACUUAAAUUAUUUCGAGUUAAUGGGUCAAAGCAAGUUUUGCCUGUGCCCUAGUGGGUAUGAAGUUGCAAGCCCUAGAGUUGUUGAGUCUAUUUUUGCAGAAUGUGUCCCCGUGCUAAUAUCCGAUGGUUAUGUGCCACCAUUUAGUGAUGUUCUUGAUUGGAGCCAAUUUUCUAUUCAAAUUCCAGUUGCAAAGAUACCAGAAAUCAAGAAAAUUUUGCAAGGAAUUUCGGAGGAUGAGUUUUUAGAGAAGCGAAAGCGGAUUAUCCAGGUGCAUCGACAUUUUGUGAUCAAUAGGCCUGCUAAACCAUAUGAUUUAUUGCACAUGGUGAUGCAUUCAGUGUGGCUCAGGAGGCUAAACAUAAGGCUGCCACUGUAA